AUGCUCUCCGCUCCACUACAUUGCUCCAUCUGCGCUAUCCCAUGCCUUCUUCCCCGCAACGAGCUCCCCCCUCCUAAAGCCUCUUUCCUCGCAGACUCUCUCGUUUCUCCUAGCAAAUCGUCUGGCGUAGGCGCGACGUGUUGGUUGAACGAAUGGUACUGCCUCCGCGUUUCUUCAGGUAUCGUCCGUCCCGAACCCUUCCUCCCUCCCACUCCGCCAAUUUCACCUACAUCCAAAGCUUGCCCCUCUCCCGGCCAGACCGGAGCCAAGACAAAGCGCUGCGUACCGAUCCAUGCAUACUGCCUCCUCGCAAUUCUCUCCACUAUCCGCCAGUCACAGUUCAACAACGCGCAGACGCACGAGGAGAAGAUGAUGAUUGAGUGGAGUUUGCCGAGAUGGAGUGGGUUUGGGCCUUGGGUGAGGAAAGGCGAUGAGGAGGGUGAAGGAGCGGGAGGGGGGUUGAGCUUGGGGCAUUGGAGAGGGCUGGUCAGUCAGAGGGAGAGGUGGGAGAUGGAGGGGAAGCAUUAUCUGGAUAGUGAUUUGUUAUCCCCAUUCGACGUCGGCGAACCAUCUUCGACAGACCCUCUCCCAUACUUCCGCCCCCUCCAGACCUCCAUCCUAACAACCCUCCCUUACACUAUCAUCUACUCAAUCUUCCUCUCCUCUCUCGAGAAUCCCGACCUCCCAGACGUGUCCCAACUCACCUCUUCACCUACCAAGACCUUGCCCAAACUACUCAACCCAUCCGCCAUCAACGACUUUUUAUCCCUCGCUCGCACAUGCUCAGAUCUGUGGCAUUACCCUCUAUCGUCGAAUAUCUGGGCUCUCUUGGUACUCGAUGAUGUUAGGAGGUGGAAAGUGACGACCCUGUCCCGCUGGCGCGCUAACCCUUCUGGUGUCGGGUCGGCUCUUCACCUCUCUGACGCCCUUGACGCUUCGUUCGUCGAUCCCAUCAUUAAAUCUCUUGGGGCCAGCCGAGAGGAGGGGGCAGAGUGGAAAGCGAAAGAUGUAUGGUCAUGGUGGAAGUUUGGAAACGGGUGGAAGAGCCGGAGGAGAGUUUGGUAUUGUGUUGUCCAUGGCUGUGCGACGGCGAGAGACGCUGAUUGGUGGUAG
Cryptococcus wingfieldii CBS 7118 is the source of this 1113-nucleotide messenger RNA. RefSeq lists its product as hypothetical. The transcript has 2 exons. The coding region runs from base 1 to 1113 and encodes 370 amino acids. The record is from RefSeq and is a predicted model, not a curated record. NCBI's taxonomy places the organism in Eukaryota, Fungi, Basidiomycota, Tremellomycetes, Tremellales, Cryptococcaceae.